Molecule: messenger RNA, 1242 nt
Organism: Dromaius novaehollandiae (emu)
Lineage: Eukaryota; Metazoa; Chordata; Aves; Casuariiformes; Dromaiidae
Product: olfactory receptor 52Z1P-like
Exons: 4
Coding region: 1-1242 (413 amino acids)
Biological process (GO): G protein-coupled receptor signaling pathway
Cellular component (GO): plasma membrane
Molecular function (GO): olfactory receptor activity; G protein-coupled receptor activity
Source: RefSeq, a predicted model, not a curated record
AUGGCAGCUGUCAAUCACACAGACUCCAGGCCCGGCACAUUCCUCCUUGUGGGCAUCCCAGGCCUGGAGAGGUUUCACCUCUGGAUUUCGGUCCCCUUCUUCUCCAUGUAUACUUUUGCCCUUCUCGGCAACUUAGUCUUGCUCUUUAUCAUCUUCCGAGAACAAAGCCUGCACAAGCCUAUGUACCUUUUCCUUUCUGCACUAACAGUAGCAGACUUGCUCUUAUCUACCUCUACAGUGCCCAGGAUGUUAGCUAUUUUCUGGUUCCGAGCGAGGGGCAUUUCUUUUGGUGCAUGCCUUGCUCAGGUGUUUCUCGUUCACUUUAUUUUUGCUGCAGAGUCAGCAGUUCUGGUGGCCAUGGCCUUUGAUCGCUAUGUUGCCAUCUGCAACCCCCUGCGCUACGUGACUUUAUUGACCCCCUCCAUCAUAUGGAGAAUAGAGGUGGCGGCUGUUGUCAGAAGCCUCUGCAUCGUCCUCCCGUUUGUUUUUCUGCUUCAAAGGCUGUCUUACUGCAGAAACCGCGUUAUCCCUCACUCCUACUGCGAGCACAUGGGUGUAGCCAGACUGGCCUGCACAAGUAUAAAGGUCAAUGUUGUCUACGGUUUGACAGUUGUCUUGCUGUCGGCGGGGAUAGAUGUAGUGUUCAUUGCUGUGUCCUACGGACUGAUUCUGAGGGCUGUCUUCCAGCUCCCCUCCACAGGCGCCCGUCUCAAGGCUAUGGGCACCUGCGGCUCCCACCUCUGCAGCAUCCUCCUCUUCUACACGCCGGCCUUCUUCUCCUUUUUCACGCACCGUUUUGGUGGCCACAGCAUCCCCCGCCACAUCCACAUACUGCUGGCCAAUCUCUACGUAGUGGUCCCCCCCAUGCUAAAUCCCGUCAUUUAUGGAGUGAAGAACAAGCGGAUUUGUGAAUCACUGCUGUGCAUGUUCUUUUCUGAAAGGCCAGCUUUGCUGAGGGAGAGCUUAGCAGUGCUAAUGAUGCUGUUAAGGACAAGGACUUCCCGUGUCGGGACAGCAAAGACCUUCUCAAUGUACCCCAUCCCCACGUACCCCAUCCCCAUGUAUCCCAACUCCAGGUACCCCAUCCCCACAUAUCCCAAUCCCACAUACCCCAUCGCCACAUACCCCAGCCCCAUGUACCACGUUCCCCACAUACCCAUCUCCACAUGCCCCAACCCCAUCUACCCCAUUGUCUUGACCCAGCGUCCUAACGAUCCAGGUUUCGUGAUUCUCUUGGCCUAA